ACUCCAACUCAAGAGUUUCAUCAUUUGAGCUCCGGUCAUUUUAAUGAAGGUUUUCUUCUUCAAAAGUUUGUUUGGAAGUUCAGCGAUUUGGUGUAUCAUAUUUAGCAGUGUUUUACGGAGAACAUCAUCCAGCAUGUCCUGCCCAGAGAAUUACGUGAUUUGGAAAUCAGGUCACGUAAAGGCGUACCUUCAUCCUUCUCCAUGGACUCCAGGGGCCACAGUCGUGACCCACAAUCCCCCUGAAACCCCAAACAACCUUUUCCGCUUAUCCGAAUCCUCCUUCCUGAGCCUUCUCUUGGGAGCACGGGCAGUCGGAGAUCUCCUCUGCAAGCGUCUCUGCGUCCAGCGCUGCGCUCUCGUCUACAAACCCGAUUGUGAUCACAGCACACCUGCAAAUCUGCUGCUUCUUCCUCUUCAUGGCUUGGAGGACAAGUGGAGGCCGCAUCUGGCUCCUGAGGAAGACUUUCAGCCUUAUGAUCCCGGCUAUAUAACUUCCAAAAGCGGUCCACGAUGGACUGAUCUUAACCUGGAAGCUGUUAAAGGUAGAAUUCGGGUCAGACUGCCUUCUCCAGACGCCCCUCUUAACUACACGUUCCUUGGAGAACCGUCACACCCAGGGUUGUUUUCUCGUAUCGUACGAGGAGAGGAGAAGCAGUGGAGGGUUUGGGAGGAUGAAGGCCAUGUUGCCUUUCUCACACCAUUCCCCAACACUCCAGGUCUCACGGUGGUGAUUCCACGCAAACCGCUCACCAGUGACAUCCUCCGACUAGAGGAUGGGGAUUACACAGAGCUGGUGCUGGCAACCCGGAAGGUCGCGAGGUUCCUAGAAGAAGCACUGGGAGCAUGGGGAGUGGGGGUCAUAUUUGAGGGGUUUGAAAUUGACUAUGCUCAUGCUAAACUGAUUCCUUUGGUUUCACCACCAGGCAAUGUGACGCAGAGUGAUGUGUGCUCAGUACCAGAGUUUUAUGAUGUGUAUCCCGGGUUUGUGAGCUCAGCUAACGGGCCGCCAGCUAGUUCUGCACAUUUAAGUCAGAUCCAUGACAAAAUCACCAAAACGUCCUAAGAUUCAUAUUUACAUGUCCUGUCCACUCUUGGCAGUGAAGUGUAUGCACUUUGAGCGAAUUUUUUUUUUUUUCUUCUGAUCCCUGGACAGAGAGACCAAUUUUUUAACACCUGGACACCUUUUAUAUCGGGCAUAAACAGUAAUUAGCCAUGUUUGAAAUAAAAUCCCCAAAUAUUUUCA
This is a messenger RNA of Neoarius graeffei (lesser salmon catfish), 1243 nucleotides long. RefSeq lists its product as uncharacterized. The transcript has 2 exons. Gene Ontology annotation, molecular function: catalytic activity. The record is from RefSeq and is a predicted model, not a curated record. The coding region runs from base 44 to 1063 and encodes 339 amino acids. NCBI's taxonomy places the organism in Eukaryota, Metazoa, Chordata, Actinopteri, Siluriformes, Ariidae.